Messenger RNA from Frieseomelitta varia, 1318 nucleotides. Its product is annotated as ester hydrolase C11orf54 homolog. Bases 253 to 1212 code for a protein of 319 amino acids. The record is from RefSeq and is a predicted model, not a curated record. Gene Ontology annotation, cellular component: nucleus. Gene Ontology annotation, molecular function: zinc ion binding; hydrolase activity, acting on ester bonds. NCBI's taxonomy places the organism in Eukaryota, Metazoa, Arthropoda, Insecta, Hymenoptera, Apidae. The transcript has 7 exons.
UUAUAAGCAGGUCUACAUAUCUGUAUAAAAGAGAGAUUACGUAAUAAAAAUUAUUAAAUUGCAGAUAUACAUCCUUGCAACUGAUUUAUUACGCUCUUACGAAAUAAAAAGUCGUACUCAAACACGUGAUUAGAUAAAGUAAAUUUCCUCUGGCGAGAUAGAUAGAUUACUGGCAAGUAAUUAUUACUCCUUUUACAUACGUUCUUUAAUAAAUUACACAUACGGUUCUUAUUUAAAGACAAUAUAUUGAUCAUGACAACUUUGAAUCCUAAUGAACUUACCAUAAUACAAAGAGAGCUACACGUUCCUUCUCUUGAUGAAAUAAAAGAUGUUUUGAAAAAAGGAUUGGUUAAAAAUUUCGCGAAUGUUGAAGUAGAAAUUGUUGAUUGCCCAGAUUUAACCCAAGAACCUUUCACACUUGCUGCACCAGGUUUAGGUGGUAACUCAAUAUUGCUGGAAAUUGGUGGUCCAUCAUUUCUUCUUCCUACUGUGCAAAAAGAUAAAUUAUAUGAUAUUCAACAACUUUUGAAUCACUUACAAUACAAAAAAGAUUCUUUUGUUAUUGGAGCAGGUGCUGGCCCAUGGCCAUAUCUAAAUUCCAAUUGUGAACUUAUAAUGAACUUGAUUGUUUCAUCAUCCAGUGUACAAAAUGGAACUCGUAUUUCAUCUGUCAAUACAGCAAAUGGGAACUGUGUGCUUCAAACAUUACCUGACAAUGAAACAAGACUUGCUUUAUUAGCUAAUUUAUUUGUAACUGAAGGAAAACCAGGAAAAGUUCUAAAAGUGCAUGCUAAGACACGUACUGGAAAUAAUGAUUUUAUUGCAUCUAUGCAAAAAGCAAUUGCUCAACAUUAUCCAAAUAAUCUUGUUGGAUUAGGAGGAACAUUUUUAAUCAAAAAUGGAAAAAUUAAACAACACGUUAUGGCUGAUUUCUCAAAAACUCCAUUAAAUACUGAAACACAACUUAAUAACUGGUUGCACUUUUAUAAUAUGUCAACACCUUUAAUAGCUGUUGGUACAUUCGUCAGUUCUGAAAGUGAUUUAGAUCUUCGUGUUCAACACUUCCACAGUUUUUCCCACCAUGGAGAGGGUGGUCAUUAUCAUAUUGAUACAACACCAGAAACUAUAGAAUAUCUGGGUUAUUUCAACUUGGGUACUACACUUUAUCGUGUAGAUAAACCACUAAGUGGUCUUCAGUUUGGAAAGGAUUAAUUUUCGUUACAUAAUUAUAUAUGCAUUUUAUCCAAAUAAAAGUAGUGCAUAAAUGUUUAUAAUAUUAUAACAAAAACAUGUAAAUAUAUAUUUGAAAGAAAAAAUA